AUGAAGAGCGCUCCCCGCAUCAUCGUAUGCGUAUCCUUGCUCCUCUUCAUCCCAAUCUACCUCCUCAAAACAUUGCUUUUGGAUCUAUAUGAUCAGUAUAGCGCAGGCGCAUACCUGGUCAACUGGAUAAACCGCCACCACGAUCAAACAUGGAAAUCGUACCCUGGAAACGCACGGGAUAAGGUGAUUGUCAUGGCCAAACUCGAGUCAGAGCCAACAGAAUGGGUCGAGGAGGAACUCCCAGACUGGCAACAAGCCAUCUACACCGUCAAUCCCUCGCAAGGAACAACCGCAGACAAAUACCAGCUCACCACCCCGAUCAACAAGGGCCAUGAGUCCAUGGCCUACCUCACCUACCUCAUAGACCACUACGACAGCCUCCCCUCGACCAUCGCCUUCCUUCACUCCCACCGCUCGGGCUUCCUCAUGGCCUGGCACGUCGACGCCCCGCUCCACGACAACGUCAUCGCCAUGCGCUCCCUGCAGCUUGACUUCGUCCAGCGCAACGGCUACGUGAAUCUCCGCUGCAACUGGAACCCGGGCUGUAAGGAAAACCACCGUUUCAACGCCCACGUCACGCCGCAGAUCUUCGCCGAGAUCUUCGACGGGACCAGCACGCCCGCCCUCAACUCCACCACGUCCAGUGCCCUCGGAGACUCGGAUCAAAAGUUCCUCCGCAUCCCAGAGCAGGUUGGGGCCGCCUGCUGUGCCCAGUUCGCCGUCUCCCGGGAGCAGGUUCUCCAGAGACCACGAGACGACUACAUCAAAAUCCGCCAGUGGGUGAUUGACACUCACAAAAGCGAUGCGAGCAGUGGCCGCACCAUGGAAUUCCUCUGGCAUAUCAUCUUUGGCCGAGAAUCCGUCUACUGCCCUGACCAAGAACUCUGCUACUGCCAAGUCUACGGCCAAUGCUGAUCCUCAUACUACAAAUCAAAUAAUCAUUUUGGCGACUCUUAUUACAACAUAUUCAUACCACGUCCCCUGCCUCGACACCUAUUGAUUUAUUUAUGUAUUUAUUUAUUUAUUUCAAUAGGACGAUGUACAGUUGGAGAUCACAUUUUGGUUUUCUUGAACCAGUGACAAGGGCGGUAUUAGAUUGAUUAUUUUUGGGUGGGUUACUACUUAUAGGUUGGGUUGGCGUUCUCUUUGCUUGCAUUUUACAGCAUUCCACGGCGUACCUGUACUGUACAUAUUCCCAUAUAUAUAUAUAUAUAUUAUAUAUAUAUAUACCUUCCAAGGUUCCACUAGUAAUUGCAUUAUAUGAUUCC
Aspergillus ochraceoroseus IBT 24754 is the source of this 1268-nucleotide messenger RNA. RefSeq names its product DUF3431 domain-containing protein. The record is from RefSeq and is a predicted model, not a curated record. The transcript is spliced from 3 exons. Bases 1 to 915 code for a protein of 304 amino acids. NCBI's taxonomy places the organism in Eukaryota, Fungi, Ascomycota, Eurotiomycetes, Eurotiales, Aspergillaceae.